This is a messenger RNA of Varanus komodoensis (Komodo dragon), 671 nucleotides long. RefSeq names its product protease associated domain containing 1 (gene PRADC1). The transcript has 5 exons. The record is from RefSeq and is a predicted model, not a curated record. NCBI's taxonomy places the organism in Eukaryota, Metazoa, Chordata, Lepidosauria, Squamata, Varanidae. The annotation marks the transcript as partial.
CCCGCGUGGCUGCGCCUGCUGCUGGGCCUCGGCCCGCUGGCGCACGGUCUACGCAUCCAAGAAUAUCUCUAUUUCCAGGUGCUGAGCCCUGGGGAUAUCCGCUACAUCUUUACCGCCACGCCAGCCAAAGAUUUUGGGGGAGUAUUUAACACCAGAUACGAGCAGAUCUACCUGGUCCCCACAGAUCCGCCGGAGGCUUGUGGGGUGCUGAACAACGGGGUCUUCAUCGAGGGCCAGAUUGCCCUGGUGGAGCGUGGGGGCUGCUCCUUCCUGUCCAAAACCCGCGUCGUCCAGGAGCACGGGGGCUGCGCGGUCAUCAUCGCCGACAACGCCUACGACAACGACAGCUCCUACGUGCAGAUGAUCCAGGACAGCACGAGGCAGACGGCCGACAUCCCCGCUCUCUUCCUGCUCGGGAGGGAUGGAUACAUGAUCCGGCGAUCCCUGGAGCAGCACGGCCUGCCCUGGGCCGUCAUCUCCAUCCCCGUCAACAUAACCAGUAUCCCCACCUACGAACUCAUGCAGCCGCCCUGGACCUUCUGGUAGCAGGACGCAGAAGCGAUGGAGAGGAGGCGGCCCGGAAGCGGAGCGAGCCGUCCAGAGCCCAGCCGGAGCAAAACGCGCUCAGGGAAUGGGCUGAACAGAUCGGAGACCCGGCAAGCUGGCUUCCU